AUGAACUUCCUAAACACCUGCGGUUUAAGACGCGGAAGAGUCUUUUGGAAAUAUUCAGUCGAUCGUGAUUCUCAAAUAAAUCUAUUUUAUUUGUUGAAGUUGAAUUCUAACAAGAAAGAAGAAACGUCUUUUUCGUCUCCAGAUAUUCAGAAAAUUGAAUAUCAGUUUCGUGUGCUUCCUCUUCAUACCAGCCUCCUUUUUUGGAAUCAGAUUCGUUUUCAAAAAGAUUAUCCUAAACUACACCGUGACUUUAAGCAUCCGAAUUUCGAUGAAUACAGAAAAGAAAAAUUCAAAGAUCUUAAGUAUACAAAAUGGCAUUCUGGUGAUGAAAAAUAUGGUUAUACGUACUUGGCUGGUUUUAUUGGUUUCCUUGGAGGAAUGUAUAGCUUAAAAUCGGAAUUAACACACUUUUUAUUGAGCAUGUCAGCACCCGCUGACGUUUUAGCUUUGGCUACUAUAGAAGUAGAUAUUAAGAAUAUCGCUCCGGGUAUGUGUUCUUCAUAUAAAUGGCGCGGUAAGCCACUCUUUAUUAAGCACAGAACGGAAAGUGAGAUGAAAGCAGAAGCUGAUACACCGAUGUCAGUUUUGAAAGAUCCCGAAAGUCCCGAGCAGCGUACAGUAAAGCCUGAGUGGCUAAUUGUUAUUGGAAUUUGUACACAUUUGGGUUGCGUUCCAAUUCCUAAUUCGGGUGAUUGGGCAGGUGGAUUUUAUUGUCCUUGUCACGGAAGCCACUACGAUAAUGUGGGCAGAGCAAGAAAAGGUCCUGCUCCUCUUAAUUUGGAAGUGCCCCCUUACAAAUUUUUAUCAGAUACUGUUGUUUUGGUUGGUUAA
Molecule: messenger RNA, 831 nt
Organism: Melitaea cinxia (Glanville fritillary)
Lineage: Eukaryota; Metazoa; Arthropoda; Insecta; Lepidoptera; Nymphalidae
Product: cytochrome b-c1 complex subunit Rieske, mitochondrial-like
Exons: 1
Coding region: 1-831 (276 amino acids)
Biological process (GO): mitochondrial electron transport, ubiquinol to cytochrome c
Cellular component (GO): membrane
Molecular function (GO): 2 iron, 2 sulfur cluster binding; quinol-cytochrome-c reductase activity
Source: RefSeq, a predicted model, not a curated record